Molecule: messenger RNA, 1335 nt
Organism: Paracoccidioides lutzii Pb01
Product: succinyl-CoA ligase subunit beta
Exons: 8
Coding region: 1-1335 (444 amino acids)
Biological process (GO): succinyl-CoA metabolic process; tricarboxylic acid cycle
Cellular component (GO): mitochondrion; succinate-CoA ligase complex
Molecular function (GO): ATP binding; succinate-CoA ligase (ADP-forming) activity
Source: RefSeq, a predicted model, not a curated record
AUGUUUAAGCUUGCCCGUAGGACUCCAAUCGCUGCGGCUUUCAGAGCUGCUUCAGAAACACCAAUUCGAUGCCGCUAUGCCCAGCAGCAAAGGAGAAACCUCUCUAUCCAUGAAUAUCUCUCCGCAAACCUCCUCAAAUCCUAUGGGGUUGGCAUUCCAAAGGGCGAAGUUGCCCGAACCGCAGAGGAAGCGGAGGCUGUCGCCAAGCAGAUCGGUGUGGAUGAUUUGGUAAUUAAAGCCCAAGUUCUCGCCGGAGGACGAGGGAAAGGCACAUUUGAUAAUGGCCUUAAGGGUGGUGUACGCGUUAUUUACUCACCAACCGAGGCCAAGAUGUUUGCUGCCCAGAUGAUUGGCCACAGACUUGUCACCAAACAAACAGGCGCCCAAGGUCGACUUUGCAAUGCCGUCUAUAUUUGCGAACGCAAGUUUGCACGAAGAGAAUUUUACCUUGCUAUUCUCAUGGACAGAAAAUCUCAGGCACCAGUCAUCGUUUCUUCUUCGCAAGGUGGUGUCGAUAUCGAGGGCGUCGCCAAGGACUCGCCCGAUGCGAUCACCACAACUCACAUCGAUAUCAAUGUCGGAGUCACUGAUCAGAUGGCAGCUAAUAUUGCCAGGGAUCUAGGAUUCUCAGAACAAUGCAUUGAAGAUGCUAAGGAUACGAUCCAAAAACUUUACAAAGUCUUCAUGGAGAAGGAUGCUACACAGAUCGAAAUCAACCCUCUGUGUGAGACUACUGACCACCAAGUUCUUGCAAUGGAUGCUAAGUUUGGGUUCGAUGACAAUGCUGAAUUUAGACAAAAGGAGGUGUUCUCGUGGAGAGAUACCACUCAGGAGGACCCCGAUGAGCUCAAGGCUGCUGAGUCUGGCUUGAAUUUCAUUAAACUAGAUGGAGAUAUUGGCUGUUUGGUCAACGGAGCCGGUCUUGCGAUGGCAACUAUGGAUAUCAUCAAGCUAAAUGGUGGCAGCCCCGCCAACUUUCUCGACGUUGGUGGCGGUGCUACUCCUCAGGCCAUACGAUCCGCCUUCGAACUCAUCACUAGCGACCCCAAGGUUACCGCUAUCUUUGUCAACAUCUUUGGUGGUAUUGUCAGAUGCGAUGCCAUCGCCCAAGGUUUGAUCAAUGUCGUCAACGAAAUGAACCUUCGCACCCCGAUCGUCGCACGAUUGCAAGGGACCAAUAUGGAACAAGCCCACAAGCUGAUCAACGACUCCGGCCUGAAAAUCUUCUCUAUCGAAGACCUACAAAAUGCCGCUGAAAAAUCCGUCCAGUUCUCCAAAGUUGUCAAAAUGGCCCGUGACAUCGACGUGGGCGUUGAAUUUUCCCUUGGCAUUUAA